AUGGGAGGUAAGAUUAAAUUAGCCUCGUUUUUUUUUAUGUUUCUGAUUUUACUUGGACUAACACCCCUAUAUUAAUUUGAAUUUUGGGAUAUUUCGCUUUAGAAUUCUCAUUAUUAGUCAUAACUUUUUUUGCUAUCAAAAGACUUCGCUUUUAAUUACUAAUAUGUUGAUUGA
Paramecium pentaurelia is the source of this 174-nucleotide messenger RNA. Lineage: Eukaryota; Ciliophora; Oligohymenophorea; Peniculida; Parameciidae. The record is from the annotation of a GenBank genome assembly.